Gossypium raimondii (Peruvian cotton) is the source of this 1254-nucleotide messenger RNA. RefSeq lists its product as uncharacterized. NCBI's taxonomy places the organism in Eukaryota, Viridiplantae, Streptophyta, Magnoliopsida, Malvales, Malvaceae. Bases 1 to 1254 code for a protein of 417 amino acids. Gene Ontology annotation, biological process: DNA integration. Gene Ontology annotation, molecular function: nucleic acid binding; RNA-DNA hybrid ribonuclease activity. The transcript is spliced from 2 exons. The record is from RefSeq and is a predicted model, not a curated record.
AUGUAUGUUACGACUACUGAAAAAGGUGCUCAAGAAGAACAUCAUUGGAAACUAAAUUUUGAUGGGGCUUUAAACGCUGUAGGUAAUAGAAUCGGGGUAGUCCUAGUAUCUCCAAACGGAGAUCAUUAUCCAUUUACUAAUAAAUUGGAUUUUGAUUGCACGAACAAUAUGGUAGAAUGCGAAGCAUGCAUCAUGGGUAUCCAUGUAGCCAUAGAACACAAGAUUAAAGUACUAGAGGUAUAUGGAGACUCUGCACUAGUAAUCUAUCAACUCAAAGGUGAACGGGAAACAAGAGAUCCUAAGUUGAUCGAGUAUAGAAGGCUGGUCCUAGAGUUAAUUAAAGAGUUUGAUGACAUCACCUUUUGCUACCUUCAACGAGAUAAAAAUCAGAUGGUCGAUGCCCUAGCUACUUUAGCUUCCAUGAUUAAAAUGAACAAACAAGAUGAUGUAAAACCUAUCCAGAUGAGUAUUUAUGAAGCUCUGACCCAUUGUUACAACAUCGAGAAAGAGGAAAAAAAUGAUCACACUUGGUACCACGAUAUACUGCGAUAUGUAAAUAAUAGUGAAUACCCUGAUGAGGCGACCAAGAAUGAUAAAAGGAUGUUGAGAAGAUUGGUCAAUGACUAUGUCUUAGAUAGGGAGAUCUUGUAUAAAAGAAGAAAGGAUCAUGUGCUACUAAGAUUUGUGGACGCCAUUGAGGCUAAAAAGAUUUUGGAAGAAGUCCAUGAGGGCGUUUGCGGAAUGCAUGCUAAUGCUUUCAAUGGGCAUCGGUUCAUCUUCAUAGUUAUUGAUUACUUCACCAAGUGGGUCGAGGCCACUUCAUAUACCAAUGUUACAAAGUUAGCAGUCAAAAAAUUCUUGAAGAAAGAGACUAUAUGUCGGUAUGAAAUGCCAGAAAGGAUCAUAUCUGACAAUGCAUUAAAUUUGAACAACAACACGAUAUCAGAAGUCUACAGUCAGUUCAAGAUCAAACACCACAACUCGUCACUGUAUCGCCUAAAAAUGAAUGGUACGGUGGAAGCAGCCAAUAAGAAUAUUAAGAAAAUCAUGGGGAAAAUGAUUGAGACUUAUAAAGAUUGGCAUGAGAAAUUACCAUUUGCUCUUUAUGUUUAUCGAACAUCUGUUAAGACCUCCACCGGGGCAACGCCUUUCUCAUUGGUUUAUGGAAUAGAGGUGGUUCUGCCCAUUGAAGUCGAGAUUCCUUCUUUCCAAGUUUUAUCAAAGCUGAAGUUAGAUGAAGCAGAAUGGAUCUAA